UAUGAGUGUGACUUGGUUACUCAUACCUGUAAGGAACCAUCUCCAUCAAUCAACUGGGCUUUCUCUCAUUAAUAUUGUCUAUCUCUCCCCAACCUUCAUCCACCAUACCCUUUUAUCAACACCCCUUCUUCUCUAUCUACUCUGUUCUCACAUAUUCUAGGGUUUUCACCAAAAAAAGAAACAAUUCCCUUUCUUGUACAUGUAAUUAAGUGUCUUUAGUGUAACCCAUAAGAAAGUAUUUCAACACCCAGAUCUGAUUUUCAUGUUCUUGAUUGUUAUUCAUGAAGCUCUAGUGAAAUACUCUGUUUCUGUAAAGCAUUCACUUUCAAGAAAUUUAGGGAAGAUAGUUGUUUAGAACCAAGAAUUGAAAUGGGUGUUUGCUUCAGUGCUCUAAUUAAAGACAAGAACCCAUUUCACACAGGGGCAGAUUCAGAUGUUAAUGAUCACAGCACUUCAAACAGCAGUAAGGUAUCAACUGUGCCGCCAACACCCCGCAGUGAAGGCGAGAUAUUACAGUCACCCAAUUUGAAAAGUUUUAGCUUUUCUGAUCUGAAAAUGGCCACCAGAAAUUUCCGACCCGAUAGCGUGUUGGGAGAAGGCGGGUUCGGGUCAGUUUUCAAGGGCUGGAUAGAUGAACAGUCUUUCACUGCUACUAAGCCCGGAACCGGUGUUGUUAUUGCUGUCAAAAAGCUUCAUCAAGAAAGUUUUCAAGGUCACAGGGAAUGGCUGGCAGAAGUGAAUUAUCUCGGGCAAUUUUUGCACCCGAAUCUCGUACAAUUGAUCGGAUAUUGUUUGGAGGACGAGCAACGGCUUUUAGUGUACGAAUUCAUGCCUCGUGGGAGCUUGGAAAAUCACUUAUUUAGGAGAGGAUCUUAUUUUCAACCAUUAUCGUGGAGUCUCCGGUUAAAGGUUGCUCUCGGAGCUGCUAAAGGACUUGCUUUUCUUCAUGGUGCGAAAGCAAAAGUGAUUUAUCGCGAUUUCAAGACUUCUAAUGUGUUGCUAGAUUCGGACUACAACGCAAAGCUAUCAGAUUUCGGGCUAGCCAAGGAUGGACCGAUCGGUGAUAAGAGCCACGUCUCGACUAGAGUCAUGGGGACGUACGGAUACACGGCUCCUGAGUAUCUAGCCACCGGUCAUUUAACGUCUAAGAGUGAUGUCUACAGCUUUGGGGUGGUUCUUCUUGAAAUGUUAUCGGGCCUAAGAGUAGUAGACAAAAACCGACAAUUGGGCAAACACAGUCUAGUCGAAUGGGCCAAGCCCUACCUGGCCCACAAACGUAAAGUUUUACGGGUCUUGGAUAGUCGUCUCGAAGGCCAAUACACGGUUGAAGCAGCCUAUGCAGUUGCGAACGUAGCGUUACGGUGUUUAUCGUUUGAGCCCAAGUUCAGGCCCAAUAUGGCGGACGUGGUCAAAGAACUCGAGAAGCUUCAGGAGCCGAUAGAACCACGACCCCGAAGACAUUCGAGUCACGGAAACCUGCCCCGGAGACACUCGGGUCAAGGAACCCGACCAAGGAGAGUGAGCUCGGGGGACGUUUCUGUUGCUGAUGGUGGUGAACCGAUCACAUAUCCCGGGCCUCAAGCUUCUCCAAGUAGCAAGUGAUGUCAAGAAAAGAAGACUAAUUGGGCUAAAUGAUUGUAUAGUUAUUUGGGCUAACUAAGUUUGAGCACAGACCAUAAUUAUUUGACCCAAUUUGUAUUUUUAGAUUUUGAGCUUUCCACUAAGUUUCAUCAAACUGGCCACACUACUGGUCAACCACUUGACCAGACUAAA
Helianthus annuus (common sunflower) is the source of this 1773-nucleotide messenger RNA. RefSeq names its product probable serine/threonine-protein kinase PBL10. The record is from RefSeq and is a predicted model, not a curated record. The transcript has 6 exons. The coding region runs from base 370 to 1602 and encodes 410 amino acids. Gene Ontology annotation, biological process: protein phosphorylation. Gene Ontology annotation, molecular function: protein kinase activity; ATP binding. NCBI's taxonomy places the organism in Eukaryota, Viridiplantae, Streptophyta, Magnoliopsida, Asterales, Asteraceae.